GACCCUGGUGCGUAAACGUCACACAGGCAUUUUAGGACAACUGGAACUCAAGCGGUGAGCAAGAGGAGUACAGAGCUGUCCUUACUACAGUCAAGACGCACACAUUUGUCUGCGAAUUUACUGUCACAGUGGAUAGCCUACUGACCUAUCUGGAUAUAGGCUUCUUCCGUCUUUCUCAUAGUUUGGGAAGAUUUACAUGCCAAAGCUGGGGAAACAUGUUGGAAAAGCCCAAGCUUUAUCGCAAAGCUUUAAAGUUCUCGCCACAAUAAUUGGUAAGUUACAUUCAAACUUUGGACUCAUGUCAAACCUAAAGGUAGUCAUAAUUAAUAUUUGAUAACCAUGUACAUUGAUGAUUCUAAAGUUUUAAUUGCCUACCUUUGAAUAAAGGUAAUUUGAGGUGGGUUAGAUUUGGAAAUGUAACUCUUAUCUUUGUUAUGUUUAUAAAAGGCAACCUGGGGCACCUAUUUGAUAACGGAAAUUGAUACAUUGUCUCACCGUUUGUUUUGGUUACAUGUAUUGCAUUCCAAUGGAGUUCUGCCAACUUCUAAGAGUUUCUAAAUUAUGCAACUAUAUGUAGCCAAUUAACUUAAAUAUGAAAUUGAUAUUGUCAACGGAAUUGGUGUUAUCUGCAGACAGUGAAUGUGGUGUUUUUUAAUUACCUAUGGAAUAGCUGAUGACAGCACGCAUCCAUGGGUUAUGUAAUUAUAAGCCGACAACACAGCCUAGCCUACCGCCUAGCCUACCUCUAUAUAGACGCCAAGUGCAGAGUCUGUGAUAUGAUAUCAUUAUCCCGACUGACCUUAGUCAACUGCAGCUAUACUCAGAGGGUAAUUGCCGAUAGGCUAGCCUACUUGUAUUCUCAUUCGAAAUGUGUUAUAAACACCUUCAACAACAUAUAGAUAAGGCUCCCCAAGUGCCUCCAUUGACCACUGGAUGGCGAGCGAGUAUCUUGUUUUUAUCAAGCGCCUAUCAUAAAAUCUGUCAACAUUUGCUCUACAUAGAAUACGUGUUUCGCACUUUACUAUGUAGGCUACGGUAUUUACAGUAGUCAAAGCGGCCCGUUUUAAACUUUUCUCUUAAAGCUAUGUAGCCAAUGGUUCGGUCAAAGUUAGCUUUUCCAGGAUCCGCAGGAACGGCUUAAAACUGGGGUUGGAGAAUGCACUUAUCUUAAGUAACCUGAUGUCUGUGAUAUUUAGCGGUUGACAAGCAUAACAGUCGCCCAAGUAGGGUAUGUGAGUUUACGUUGCAGAAGAAAUAGUAUGUGCAUUCAGAGAAGUCAGUGUAUAAACAUAGGGAUAGUUUCCCAGCAGUUGGCAAUGAAUGUGCGGUCGAACUGAUUAGCCAAUAUUGGCACUUUUUCUUGUAAAGCUGAUUGUAGGAAUUGCAUGAGGUAGGAACCGAACACUGUAUAUUUCCAGUGUACAUUCUCUCCCGAGAACAUCUCAAAGAUCUGAUGAAGAACCGCACUUCCUGAAGGGAAUACCCCAUCGAAUGCGUAAUUUGCAUACGGUGCGCGAUUACUUUAAUGGUUUUGGAUGCAGCCAGAGGAAGGAAGGGGAUGACGUCAGCACGGUACUAUUAGUAAUGAUGAUGAUAGCCAACGUGUGUAACCUGAGGUUGCUCAACAUUGAAUAGUACAUUUCGUGACAUAGUUAUAGGAAAUGGACAAUGUGGCAAUUUAAGUGCAUUGUGCAACCUACGUGCAUUGUUGCCAUUGUAGCCUGCAUAACCUAUAAUGAAACAUAAUCCUAAAUUUAAAGACCUACCCACAUAAAUUAUCUAUGUAAGAAUAUGAGGUAGGAUGUUUUCAAUAGCGCAGUCUUCGGUAUUGGAUUUGAAAUUCCACCACAUAUAGAGCUGUCUUCUGUCUUCUGUGACUAAUAUAUUAUGAAUGGCCUAAAGUUGCCUGAGUGCUGGAACGAUCCUAUUGCUUGACGCUCCAAGGCCUCGCCCCCUUCAAGCCGAUUGGUUCUUUGUGACAAAAUGGGGUGGGAGAGAAAAGGGGCGGCAUCUGUCCUCCACGUGGGUGUAAAUCUACUUUUACCAUUGGCUUAGAUCAACAGCGUCUUCGAGAACUUCUCUUGUGAUUGGGUAGAAUGUCUGCGGACUGUGAGAGUGUUUUUAUCAUUGUGGAAGUGAGCUACUUUGUGACAAUGUUCAUUGUCGAUUUUUCAUUGGAGCUGCGGUGGUCAUGGAUGCACAGCGGAGAGCUAUACAGUAUUAAUCUUAUGAGGCUUUUGCAUUCUGUAGGUCUUGUAUUUGGCUUCAAAGCAGCUUUCAGUCCCAUGCAUUUUAAACAAUAAUAAGGACAGAAAGCUAUAUCCUAUAUUGCGCAUUUUCUCUCAGAAAGGCAAUAGUUAUUUGCGUAAUUGAUGGUCAGUGGCAUAUUGCCUGUGAAAAAAAUACUUGUAUUGCUGCUUGGCAUUCAUCCACCUCUGUAGCGUUUAAAAAUCUGGAACAUUUGGAGUUGUCGUUGGAACCUCUCUUGAGCAAGCUGCAUACACAAGAAAAUCGCAAUAAAGCUUUUCUCUAUAAGACUCGUUCUGGGAAUAUUCUCAUGAUCUUAUCAGAAGAGCGAGGACUCGGGUUUAUUGAAACUCUUGAUAUACAGAGAAAGAAAGGCACCAGGAGAGAGCCUCUUUCUCUCUUUUGAAUGCAAGCAGUUUCUCUCUCUGAAAACAAGGGACAAGGGUCUGCGUAAAGGGUCUGCUCGUUCUCCCCAACCCCGCUCCACUCGCAUUGUCUCUCCCCCUGACCACAGGCUAUCGAAUGGACCAACAUCCUAGCGCCCGGAGCUGCACCAGCCGCGGGGCUCCGUCCUGCGAGGCCGUCCCGAGUGAACCCUCCAUGAAUUUGUACAUCCAUUCCACAACCGGCACACGCUUCGAGCUCUCUCUUCCUCUGGAAGAGACUGUGGAAGGACUGAAGAGAAGACUUUCUCAGAGACUCAAAGUACCAAAAGAAAGACUCGCCCUUCUACAUAAAGAAACGUGAGUACACUACAUCUAUAAACAUAAGUAUAUCCCACUGUCAUAUGGUAUAACAAUGCGUACAUUAUGUAGUAUUUGCUAUGUACAAAUCUCUGAUUUCUAUAGGAAUCUUUUGCAGUUAUUUACAUGGUAGAACAUUGUGGAGAUCAAGAAGUGCAUAGGUUGCAUAUCAGCACUAAAUUCAAGGGAAGCAGAUAUUGGCCAGUAUUGGAAUUACGCAUGUAAACGCACACUGGUCAGUCACGGUUUGGAGCGGUAGCCUAUUGAUGAGGAAGUUGCAUUGAUUCCUUCAGCGUUCAUUAUAAAUACCAUUAAUGAUUAAAUAUAUUUUACAAAUUAUUAACAGCUGAGAUUGAUGCAUUUGCUGAAUGAAAUGCAUAUGCGCAAUGGUGCAUGUUUACUUAAUUUGUCCAGCUACCGUCUGAUCAUUGGAUUUGAUCUUAAAUAAAUACACAAUUAUACUGAGGCUUUGGGUUUAGAAUCUAAUUGAUGCUAUCGAUACGCAAGGAAGGUUAGAUGAAGGCAAAACGCAAGGCAUCCCUUUAAUUCCUCUUAUUUCAUGAUAUAUGGGUACAACCAGCUUUCUACAAUCUCCUUGCAUGCCAGGGAACGCGUAUAUAUUUGUUUCUGCUCACGUUUUAUUACGAGGAACCCCCCUGGAGACAAUCCCAAAUGAAUGGAGAGAACAUCAUUGCCAUUUUGAAAAGGGGAGCUCUCGAGAACAAUGGUGAUAGUUUAACAACGCUUUACAAUCGUGUGUUGCACCUUUUUUAUUUAAAGUAAACUGAAACUGUAUUAGUCGGUUUUCAGUUGAGUCGGAUUUUCGUGCAUUAAAUGACAAUGUAAGAGCUGUGGUAUGUUAAGGGUAGUCUUUGUCAUUUGAUGCAAAUCGCCCUGUUGCAUAGUUUUUUCUUUUAAAUAACAACCAUCCCACAGCCCCCUAGGAUAAUCGCCUCCAAAUCAAAUCAUCCCCUAAAACCGAGUACCUUUUUUAAUCCUCUCUCCAAAUAGCUGAAUUUAGGCGCUGCUGACUGCCUUUGUUCAGCUGGAGGUGACAUUUAGUUCAUACUGUACAGUACAGUAGGCUAGGCUUCUCAUAAAGCAACACCUCCACUAGCCUACUGUCAGAGUUAAGAAGAGUGACAUUAAAGUGACAAUGCUAGUGGUCUAUGUGAAUACAUUAUCAUUCAUCAACCUGAACAUGACAUUAACUUUUUUCCACUUCUCUUUUUUUGACAUGAUGAGGUCCUGAAAAUUACCAUUCAGAAAGACAAAUGAACCUAUCCAGUAAAUAGGCUCACAAGUGUUCCUAAAUGCAUGAGUUAGUGAGUUAAAAUGUCAGUUUGGCUCUAAACUAAUAUGGUGUUUUUUUUUCUCCCCAUCAGGCGUCUGAGUUCAGGAAAACUCCAGGACCUAGGAAUAUCUGAUGGGAGCAAGUUAACACUUGUACCUACAGUUGAAGCAGGCUUAAUGGUGAGGAUAAUCAGACAACUCAAAAGUGUGUGUUGUGCUAUAAACCCAGGUGGGUUGUUUGGGCUCAAGAUAAUAACAGUGAUAUUAAUAUUAGACAGAUUAAUGUAGGUAAUUAAGUCUGUGUUGAUCUCAUCUCAGUCAUAUCUUUGAAUGCACAAGCCUUUCUCCUUUGUCUACUAGGCUUACAAGUAAAUCAUGUUUUUCUCCUUGUCCUUUCUUUGAAGUCUCAAGCAUCAAGACCAGAACAGUCGGUGAUGCAAGCUUUGGAGAGUUUAACAGAAACUCAGGUAAGAACUCUCUUAAAUAAUUGUAUUUAAGUGGCCUUCAUGAAUAGAUAAUUUAGUAUACCUGCUUUAGAUAUCAUACAAUGAUUACAUAAUUCAUUUGGCAUACUCCUGGUUUAAUGUGAAACUUAAACAGGUUGCCCCUGGAAAAACAUGGAGAAUUGUGUUUUAAAGUGCAUGAGAUCUGUUUGCAUGUCAAGCUGGAGCAGUCAAAUAUAGUUUAGAGAAGAGCUAAGAUAAGAGUGAGGCUGCUGAUGAACACAAGGCUCUUUCCAUGUUUAAUGUUAGCUUCUUAAACAAGCAAGCUCGCCACUAGGCACUGUGGAUAUUAAAACCAACACCCUCUGGUCUCCUGGCAACUUCUACGCUGUGUGUAUGGGGAGGCAAGCCCAGGCAAACCCCACCCAACAUGGGCUGGAUUGAGAGUCAAGUCAAACCCCCAUCUGUGCAGAGCCCUGGCUGGCUCUCUCUUCUGGCUCUCCCCUCACCACAGAGAUUCACAGAGAGCUGCCUCCAGGAAGCCAACAUAGAUAGACUUAACUCAUAAACAGAUUAAAUUGACAGAUGGGCGUUUCGAUCAAUAGUAGCCUAUGAACUUGAUGUACCUUUGUGGACCUGUUGAAAUACAGUAAGAAUAUGAGUCGGUGGUUUGGUGUGAGUCACUGAUAUGAUAAAUAGUGAAAGUAAAGGGAUCAGGUCUGAUCUCACCUCCUCAACCUCAGAGAGAGAGCGAGAGAGAGAGAGUCGAUGGCACUGACAACAGCGAUGACGUACUGUCUCAGCAGCUGACGGACUCCAGGUGUGUUGUUAAGUCUGUGAUGCACAUAGUUGCAGUAAAAAUAUGUCACUAAUGUUAGAUAAGACCUUGUCAUAAAAUGGACCAGUAGCACACCUAUAUUUGGUGGUUUUGUGAAUGUGUCAUUGAUGUAGCAAGUUUGACUUCCUAGUAAUGUCAAGAUAAUAAAGAUUGAGGACAGAAAACACAUACUGGUAAAACACAUACUGGUAAAACACAUAGUAGCAUGUCAAAAUCUCAGUGUGGCUUCUCUCCCGCUGAUAUUUUUCACUGGAAAUCCUGGCGUUAGUGUGUGUGUGAGCUCAGCGCCUAGCCUGCCUGCGCACAGCACAGCGGUGACGACAGAUGAGUGAGUGUGUUUGUGUGUGUGCGUGGGUGGGUGGAUGGGAGUUGGGUGGGCUGGAAGCACGCCUUUCUCAUCAUGCGGUACGCCUUCGCUGGGCAGCCCACACUGACUGCUGUUUCCACUAGUCAAGGCUUUCCCAUAAUUCAACAGUGCCAAUCUCACAGUCUCUACCCUGACUUGCCUCAGCUCUGCAUUCAAGGCCUAUUGGCCUCGCCUCUCCUCCUCUCGAGGGGGGAAGGCAGGCAACAGGAAAGGGCAUGUACAACAGUUAAGACCUACAGUCAUUUUGAGUCACAUUGGUAUGACUUCCUUCUUCAUCAAGCGUGCCUCUUGUCUCCAAUACUUUACUGUAAGAAUGUGAGCUGGUGGAACUAUCGCCUGGUGAGUCAUUCAAUGGGCUCAUAUGCACAGCCAAGAAUGAAAGCCCAGUAAAAAGAGAAUGCCAGUAUAAAACUGAUUUUAUGUGUUUCUAUCCGGGAUAAUUGAUUCCUGCUUUAUAAUUCAUGAGGCGGAAUGGGACGAUAUAGAUUGGGGAGAGAUUACAAAUACCGGGUAAGAUUAAAAAAUAGGAACACAAGAGCUUUCCCAUUCGCUUCCUCCUCCAACUUGGGGGUUAUCAAAAAUCAAUCAAUGCACUUAGCUCUUAAAAGUGUCUUAUAGGUUAACAGAUACCCCCCGUAUUCCAAAAUAGCCAGGCUAGUGGCUGGCUGGCUGGUAACAUUAGGAAAAGUGGUAGGUUACACUUCUCUCUCCCUCGCCCUCCUCCCUCCCCCCAAAUAUUUGUGGUCUGGUCGGGGUUGGAGAUCAGGUUUUGUGCCAGGAAGUCCAGUGUGUUCAUAGAAGCCCAGCUUAUAACGGCUUCUAGUCUGCUUCUGCUUCAUAUUGGGAUUCGGAGGAGGACUCAUCACCCUGCCCAGCCGGGUGGCUUCCCGGAAGAGAUCUAUUUCAGACUUCCGUGGAGCAGGAUAGAAAGUGUUUUAUGGAAAGGGAGGCCAAUUAUCGGAAUGGCAUUUCCCCCCCCCCCCCCCCCCCCCCCCCCUCCUCCCUCUCUCUCUCUCUCUCCUCUCUCUCUCUCUCUCUCUCUCUCUCUCUCUCUCUCUCUCUCUCUCUCAUCUCUCUCUCUAUCUCUCUCUCUCUCUGUGUCUCUCUCUCUCUCUGUGUCUCUCUCUCGCUGUCUCUCUUUCUCUCGUUUUUUGCUUAACAACUCUUCCAUGGCCUAUCAUUUGAAUGUGCUGUGGUUUGCAAAUCUUGUUCUCUGCCCAGUGCCUGCCUGCUGCCUGCAGUCAACUGUAGGUCCUGCUGUAUUCUGGCUGUGAUAGAAUAGGCUGGACUCUAUCAAGGGCACUGGAUCCCUUAAUUCCUUUGCUUGGCUUCCCAGGCAAAUUUUCUCCUGACAUCUAAGCUGCAUUAAGCCACCACCUCCUGACAGUCCAUCAAGACUGGGCUGGUUUUCUCACUCUGUCUCCCGAGAAAGGCUUAGGUUGAGCUGAGCCUGGGAUUGUGUCUGUCUGUGGAGCAAACUGUAUUUAAGAGGCUUUCUUCUGUUGAUGGAAGAAUGAGAAAAUGCCCCUUCGAGCUUGGACUCAGACAGAGUAUAGUGAUGUAAUGUCUGUGUAUGAGAAAUAUGGUAGGUAGAUGAAGAGUAAUGUUUACCAUGGCUGGUCACAGUCAGCUUCAUUAGCUGCUAUUGCUUGAUGUUGUUUUAGUUUGGAAAAUAAGGAUUGUCCAGUCCUUUGUAUGUUAUAGUGAGUGUUUGCUCAUUGAUGCUUGUAUGAAACCAAGCCACCUAACCUAACCAUCCCCCAUACAUUGCCCUUCCGUUCCCCCACCUCUCCCUUUGUUCCACUUUUAAAGCAUAAACCCCAGUCAAAUCCACAAAACCUGCCUAGCUGACCGACCCUCCAAUACAAAAUAAUGACAGAGAGUCAAGAUUUAGGUUCAGGUCUCCACGAUGAUUCUGUUUUCCACAUAGGCUGGAGCCAAUUGAGUGAAACAGCACUACAAGGCCAUUUCAAAAUCAAUGUAUAGCCCAGCUGGAAGGAUAGGAGGGAGGACGUUAGGGAGGAGAAGAUUGCCAUAUUGUCCUGGAGGAAGUACACAUAUUGUCUUUGGGGAGGCGAUGUCUUGGCCAAGUCCCUGAGGAGUACAUUGUUACAUUUCUGCUCUACGUUUUCUCACCUCCUUCUCCCAACACCCUCUUCCACCAGCCUCCGCUGGGCUCUGAAUAAGACCCAGCAUUGUUAUUGUGUCUGAAAACGGACAGAUGCAAAUAGUGGGAUCUAACAAUAUGAGUCACCUCUGGGUCAUAUGAGUCACCUCUGGGUCACCCUUCUUGUCAUUUCCACCCACUGCCCUCCCACAGGGAGCGUGGCGGGCCGGGCCAGGCAGGGGGAAUGCAGGGAUGGAAAGGCAGGGAGUGGAGGGAGGUAUAGAUGGCCUUGGUGAGUCACGGCAUUCGUUUUAAGGCAUUGUGGCGUGUUGUGUACAGGUUGUUCUGAACCACAGAGGGAGGAUGUUUGGAAGGAUAGGCGUGACUCAAAGAUAAGCAGAUGGGCAGAAGGAGGGAGGGUGAUAAGGAGGAGGAGAAGGAGAAGGGAAAAGGUCACCUCGAGGUAGAGGAGUGUUCUGUGUGCUGAUGGUGGGCUAUCUCAGAUCACUCUGAUAAGGCCUUGUCUUGUCACAGGUCUAUUAACUAUAUGGUUCAUUCAUGUUCAUGUGCUUAGCCACACCUGCACCUUAUAGUCAUAUUUUACUGUUAUUUUCUAGAUAAGGUAUUAGAAGUACAUCAUAAAGUGUUUGUGUGUGUGUGUGAUGUACUCGUGCGUGUUUGCGUGCACACGUUUGUGUCUGCUCAAUGCAAUUGGUCAAUAUGUUUAUUUUUCCAGACCCCUGCCCUAUACUCACCUUAUCAAGAUGGUAGUUCAUCAGCCAGUCAGACGCUACUGGAAAUCAUUGUUCUUUAAUUGUAUUGAGGAUUCGGGAGUGGAAGAAAUGGAAAAAUGACUGAGUCACCAUUUCAAUAUGAGAGCAUCAGUCCAUCUAUAAAACCAGCCUGCUGUCUUCCUACUUCAAAUCAACGUUUUCUGUAUGCAGGCAGUAGUCUUGCCUUUAAAAUGGUAAUUUCCCUUUCCGCGUAAAUGAAUGCUAUUAAUUCGGAGCUGAAUGUGUAAAUCUAAUUGUAUAUUGACUGACUGAAAGACAAUAGUGAAAAGAGGGACUAUUUGUUUCUGUUCCCUAUAAAUCCUAGCCUGAGAACGCAUUAAUAAGCUGCUGGAGUGUUUCUGCACCUGUGUAAUCUCUUUGUGAUUCAGACAGGCACAUAGAGGAGGGGUGUCAAGGUGUAUUUGAGAAAUGGGGGAGAUGGAUUUGCUGAUAUUUUCUUUGUCCUAUUGUGUGUGUGUGUGUGCUUGUAUGUGGGAGAGAGUAAGAGCGAAAGAGCCCGUGAGUGUGUGUAUGUCGUGACCAUCACUGUUUUUCAUCGGCUGGCCACCUUUGUGCUUCAAGUGCUCCUGCAGCAUGGUGAUCGUGACUGACUGGGCUAGUGUCUGGGAGGCGGUGGAGGCCAUGAAUAUCUUGUUCGGUAGAACAGAUAGCCCAUCUCCCUGUGUACAAAAUAUACACACAAACCCUACCUGCUACCGCAUCUCAGCACUGUGGAAUAAUAACGAAUGAGGUUUCAAUCUACUCCAAAUGUUUUAUUCAUCUAUGCUCCUUUCAUUUCUCUGUCCUGUUGUAGAGCCAGCAUGUGGUUAAGCCUGGCCCUCGUUCUCUCUCUUUCUCCUCCUCUUAUCACAGAGACUCGGUCAGAAUGUAUUCAUCAGUUGGAAUCAUAGGCCUUGUGCAUUGGUGUUGCACCAUCUUUGAUCGCCCAGAGAAUGGAAAGAGUGUGUAUGAGCGAGGGACGCAUUCGCAAUAGCAGCAGGUGCUGUGAUAUGGCAAGGCGAGCGAAUAGACUCCGUUUUUAAGUGGAUUGCUUUGCCUCUGUUGCCUUAGAACCUUCAAAGCCAUUGUGCUUGACUGGAAACAGAGGUAAUGUAGAGGGCCGGGGGGAUGGAGGGGGGGAUGGAGGGCUGGAAACAGGAACCUGAUCAUUAUGCCAUUCUGUCUCUUUUUUUUCACCCAGCUCAUCAAAUUCACUGAUGGACAGCUGGCUUUCUGUUUCUCAUUCACCCUCUUUGCUUUCUGUUUCCUGUCGGGCACUAUUACAGACGGCUAUCUCUCCAAUGAUGGGGUCUUUUGAAGACGGGGCCUGCUUUUAGGAUUUGGAGCAUGAUGCAAGCGGCAUAGAUUUUUUUAUUCUCUUUUGAGAACCAUGUUAUUGCUUCUUAACCCAGCACCUUUCUGCACAAACAGCGUAUCAAUAGUUUCCCGGUGCGAUCAAAACAUCUAUGUCGAUAGGUGGGUUAAUAAGCUGGUUUCUGAACUCCAGCUCUCCCCAUCCCUUCUUCACCUGGCUGUUUGAUAGGUUGACCAGGAGCUUCUCAGCUGUAAUGCAGCUGAAGGAGAAGGGCGAUUCCUUCGCUUGAACCCUCCCACAGAUCCCUAUCCUCUCUGGUCUCUGACGCAAACGCUGCUCAGUUGUUCAUGAAUGUCAGCUCAGUCCUGUUCCCAGCUCCCUCUCUCUCUCCCUCCCUCCCCCCGUCUCUCCGUCUCUCUCUCAGUACACUUAGUGUGCAAAGGAAAAACAUCUGCAAAUGAGUUCCUUGAACCACAGGGACCCCAAUAACUAAAACGGCCAGCCACAGAGUUGGAGAAAAAAAGAGAAAAGCAUCCAGAAGCACACUCUCACUGAAUAUUUCAUCACCAUCCACCACCAUCUCCUCUCUGACACCCUACCCCCAUAUCCCUACUACAUCCCCCCAUCCAUCCCCCAUCCCUCCUCCCCGGUCUCUGCUUAUCAUAUUCUCCUUUCACUGCAUAGCAACCAAAGCCUGCUGCUACGGCUACACAAAAUGCCACCCCAGUCGCUACUCCCCCAACAACCAAACAAAAUGGCAGAUGGAGCAAGAUGGUGGGAGGUCAGGUUGAAAUGAACAGAGAACCGAGUGUCGUUCAUAAAGUGCUAUUGUUCCUUCUCAAACACCCAAAUAGCUGAUAGGCUAUCAUUGACUUAUCACAGCACUGUCUAUGAAAUGUACUGAUUAGAGUACACUUUUUGUCAGACAAAUGGACACCUUGUUCUUAUGGUUUGUCCUCGCCCUUCGCUCCGCAUACCAUUCUCACUGCGUCAGGAUGAUAGGAACAAUGAGGAGGCCAUUCCUUUCUGUCUAAACAUAACAAAACUGGGGCCCUAGCUCACUGCCAUUCUCCUCUACUGGAUCUGAUGUCCUGCCUGACAGGAGCGACUGUCUUCCUAGGGCUUUGGAAUUUGUAAAGACACCAAGGAGGAAGGCGAUUGAAGGCUCAAAGACAACUCUGAGAGAGGCUCUUUGUCUGCUUGGUUCUAGAAAUCCUAUAAUUUUUUGUCCCUGACAUCAACGUCAUACUGACUUGUCUCAGGAGAGCAGAAUGGCGUGUACGGACAGGGAUUUGUGGUUUUCUAGGUAGUGAUACUCUAUUUGAGACAUCUCUGUUUUUACAUGAUGGUUUCAACAGCCUCUCCUGCAGCAUGUACCCCCUGGCUGUUAACUGUUAGUGUUACCUCCCAUCUCUCCGAAGACUGACCUAUUUCAGGUGUUCCAGUCCACAGCCUCUGGCUCCACCCCCGGCUCCAUCCCCGGCUCCGAGUUGCAGCCUGUCCCGUCUCCCGUCCUGUCCUCCCCUUUCAAUCUGAGAUGGGGGUGCGGAAUGACUGAUCAGACCCAGGUUGGAAUUCCGAGCCCAGGGGCUUAUUUGGGUUCCUCGUUUAUUUCUGGUGGGAAAAUAAGGCAUGGACCACAAAGACCUGAGAGUGAGAGAUUUAAAGGGCAGGCUGAGAGUUCUGUAGCCAUUGCUGAAGUCGCUUAAUGCUUUUGUUUAUGUGGGCUUGUGGCCUUUUCAGUUAUUACCUAAUGGGAACAUUGUGGUGGGCAGUUGGCGUUGUGUGUGUGUGUAAGCUGAUGGUUACAGAGGGGAGAGCUCCACACACACACAGUGUUACGUGUGUGUGAGACACACAGUCUCGUUCGUGGGGUUUAGGUGAGAACUUCAGAAUCAGAAUUGGCUUUAUGAGUCAACCACUGAGACGCCAGGGCCAGGAGUGACAAAUGUACCAAGGGAGUGAGGGAUGUAAGAAAAAAAGAGAGAGAAAACAGGAGAGGGGGAGCUUGCAUAUAUGAGAGUCUAAUUAGAGGUGGGGUUGGGAGCUCAGUAUGAAUGCAUCAUGAAGCUCAUCUUGGUGUUUUUUUAAAUAAUCCACACUAGUCUUUAAAGGGAGAUGGAAUGCCUCUCUCUUCCUCUCUUUCUCAAUUGUUCUCUCUCCUCUUUCUCAGCGCAACCACACUGAUGUGUCAUCCCCCUCGCUCUUCUCCUCUUUAGUCCCACCCCCCCCUCCUCCACCCAAAUCAAACACAGCGCUGUGACUCCCUCAAGGCCUUUGGCUUUGUGUGUGUGUGUGUGUGUUUUUUUCGUUCUCUUUUGUGUGUGUGACGGGGUUUUGCAAACUGCCUACUCAUUCUCCUGACAGCUGUCAGUCAGGGACACAAUCAGCUACCCCCUCCUUCUGUUCCAUCCCCCUCUCCUCUCCUCCCUCCCUCUCUCUUUUCUCCCUGUCCCACUUGGUUGACUCACAGGUGACCUUUGUGUGAGGAGUUUACUAGAGCCAUCUCACCUCAUGCUUGUCCUCUGCUUUCUCAUGCCUGCCCUUACUAAGAACAUCACUAUUAUGUUUCAGUGCUCCUAUUAGUCAUCAUCACCAUCAUAAUCAGUCCCUGGGUGUUUCUCAAAAUGCGUACUACCAUGCUCUGAGCACGUAACUUGGAGCACGGGAGGGUCGGAGUAUGAGUCCAAAUCAAAGUAUGCAAAACGGAGCACAGAGGGCACUUCUCGAAUGCUUACUCAGUUUGUACAUAUUUUGUAGCAUCGAUGCAAGCUUCAACAGAAAGUAUACACAGAAAUCUGACGCAACCAUGUAAAAAAUUACACAACAUUUCUUGAAAUCAAUGGCGGACAUUAUUUUAGCUGAAGCGAGAUAAAAUACACUCCAACUUCGGAAUGAUGUCAAUGUUCUCCCUUCACCACCACCACCAGAGCAGUAACAAGGUCUCCUCUGGGCAUGGGAGGGUGAGACAACAGGGAGAUUGUAGGAGCAGUGUGGCACUAAGUCGUGACAACGCUCUCUGUGGUGUGCCCUGGAGUGAGUGGGUCAGGGCCUCCAUUCUUGGCUCAGGGGCCCAUUCUCGGUGCUACUAAAAUGGGCAGCCCUUCAAGAUCUGCCGCAGACCAUCAAACAAUCGGGUAUUAUGAGUGUGUGAGGCUGUGGGGCGGGUGCAUCCUGUAUCGAAGUUCUGAUUUUUCAGGCCGGGGGCCAGACAGAAGGGUGGCCUUUGUACGUCUGGGAACGAGGUUCAGACUCUGGACUAUAGGGGCAUUGGGAACGGGAGUGGGUGGGCGUGGUGUAUAUGUGUGCACCAGUGUGCAUGCUUGAUUGUGUGUGUUUAGAUGUGUGUGUGUUCUGUGAGUUUUCCAAUGGCUCCCUUCAUCCCCCCCAGCAAAUGUUAAUAGCCCAGUGUUUCAGUGUCCAGGGCAGUGAUUGAUUACAGGAUGGGAUAGUGUGGUGUAUCAGCCUCUCUGCUGGGGCAAUUCAAUGCAGCUCAAUGCACUGUUCUGUCUUUCUGCUCUCACAUCCAUACAUGUGCUUUUGUUCAACUCAUUAACAAAGCCCCAAGCCUGGAAAACAAUGAUGUAGCGCUAACAGGCCUUCUCUUGGUGUGUACAUAUAGACCUACCUAUAUCUGGUAUAUUAAACAUUUUGUUAGUAUGCAUUUAAUGUAUGUUGCAUAAGCAUUCAAUGUAUAGUGAGUUUUUGUAGUCUGUAGUCCAUGAACUAGGUGACUCAACUCUCUCCUCCUCUUCCUGUCUCCAGGUCAGUGACUUCCUGUCCGGCCGCUCUCCUCUGACCCUGGCGCUGCGAGUGGGUGAUCACAUGAUGUUCGUCCAGCUGCAGUUGGCUGCCCAGCAGUCUGGAGGGCAGCACUUACAGCACAGGCAGCUCAUCGCCCGCGGGGGUGCAGAGGGCACCAUGGGACCGUCCACAGGAGCGUCUGGAGGGUUCAGCCGCGCCACCACCCCCCACCACCACCACUCUCACCCCCACUCCCGCCCCCAUCCUAACCUGUCCCAGCCCCACCCAGUGCCCUCCCCCUCUACCAGCACAGUGGCCUUCCCCCCUGCCUCCUCACACCAGCGCUCUCCUCCCAUGUACCCCUCCUCCUCUUCCGCCCCCUCAAGUCACUGCAGCACCCCUCCUCCUGCUCUUCGUCGCUCCCACCAGCCCUCCCCGGGCCGACCCAGCCCCAGCCCCGCCUCCGCCCCCCAGAGCACCCCCACUGCAGCCCCCUGUCCUGAGGUAAGACCCCCGCCAACCAAUCAACCUACCUACUGCUUUAUAACACUGUAUUACUCAGUGCAUACCACACUUACACAAAGGCGGGCCAGAAAACAGCACACACCAUCAUUACCUCGCCAGAGACCAGGAGAGAUGAAAGGAUGAAAGAAAGAGAGGGAAGAAAGAAAGCGGGAGAGGAGUUAAUGAGUUAGUCUGUGUAGGUUGUUGUCUUGUUGAUCAUUAGCCCUCUCGCUGGUCAGCAGGCCUCUAUCUCUCUGCAGCAUGGAGCUAGGCUAUCUAUGACAGUUGAUUUCCACCAACUUGGUAGUUUUUUUCCUUCUCGCUCUCUUCUUCUGAACUCACAUAGAACAGUGAAAAAGGAAACGGUCAUAUUUCUUCUUCACUCUGAAACAUCCCCCUACCACUCCCCUUUUCGCUCCCCCUCAUCCUCCUGUAGGUUUUCACUUUCAGUUCACAGAGCAGAGCAGGGCAGGUAACAGAUAGGUCUGUUGUCAGGGACAGUAAAAGGAGCUCCCAGGACUCAGGUUCUUCUGAGUCUUAUGUGUCCCUAUACGAGGAACGACAUGGUUUACAUUAGGGUUACUUACAACAUCACUCGCUGUUACAACAUGGCUGUUAUAAACUGGGUGGUUUGAGCCCUGAAUUCUGAUUGGCUGAAAGCCAUGGUAUAUCAGACCGUAUACCACGGGUAUGACAAAAUGUUUAGUUUUACUGCUCUAAUUACGUUGGUAACCAGUUUCUAAUAGCAAUAAGGCUCCUCAGGGGUUUGUGACGUUGUAUCGUGCAUAAGAACAGCCCUUAGCCGUGGUAUAUUGGCCAAUACCACACCUCCUCGGGCCUUAUUGCUGAAUUAUAACAUGCAUGUUACAACACGAGGUUCAAGUCACUGCCACUUCAUCACUUGUAAUAAACUGUUCUAUUUCAGUAGCAUGUUCUAUAUGCGUCUUAUAUGACCACGUACAGUGGCCUGCGAAAGUAUUCAACCCCCUUGGCAUUUUUCCUAUUUUGUUGCCUUACAACCUGGAAUUAAAAUUGAUUUUUGGAGGGUUUGUAUCAUUUUAUUUACACAACAGGCCUACCACUUUGAAGAUGAAAAAUAUUUUUUAUUGUGAAAUAAGACCAAAAAAACAGAACUAUUCACCCCCCCCAAAGUCAAUACUUUGUAGAGCCACCUUUUGCAGCAAUUACAGCUGCAAGUCUCUUGGAGUAUGUCUCUAUAAGCUUGGCACAUCUAGCCACUGGGAUUUUUACCCAUUCCUCAAGGCAAAACUGCUCAAGCUCCUUCAAGUUGGAUGGGUUCUGCUGGUGUACAGCAAUCUUUAAGUCAUACCACAGAUUCUCAAUUGGAUUGAGGUCUGGCUUUGACUAGGCCAUUCCAAGACAUUUAAAUGUUUCCCCUUAAACCACUCAAGUGUUGCUUUAGCAGUAUGCUUAUGGUCAUUAUCCUGCUGGAAGGUGAACCUCCGCCCCAGUCUCAAAUUUCUGGAAGACUGAAACAGGUUUCCCUCAAGAAUUUCCCUGUAUUUAGCGCCAUCCAUCAUUCCUUCAAUUCUGACCAGUUUCCCAGUCCCUGCCGAUGAAAAACAUCCCCACAGCAUGAUGCUGCCACCACCAUGGAUGGUGUUCUCGGGGUGAUGAGAGGUGUUGGGUUUGCGCCAGACAUAACGUUUUCCUUGAUGGCCAAAAAGCUCAAUUUUAGUCUCAUCUUACCAGAGUACCUUCUUCCAUAUGUUUGGGGAGUCUCCCAAAUGCCUUUUGGCGAACACCAAACAUGUUUGCUUAUUUUUUUCUUUAAGCAAUGGCUUUUUCUGGCCACUCUUCCGUAAAGCCCAGCUCUGUGGAGUGUACGUCUUAAAGUGGUCUUAUGGACAGCUACUCCAAUCUCCGCUGUGGAGCUUUGCUGCUCCUUCAGGGUUAUAUUUGGUCUCUUUGUUGCCUCUCUGAUUAAUGCCCUCCUUGCCUGGUCCGUGAGUUUUGGUGGGCGGCCCUCUAUUAGCAUUUUUGUUGUGGUGCCAUAUUCUUUCAAUUUUUUUAUAAUGGAUUUAAUGGUGCUCCGUGUGAUGUUAAAAGUUUCUGAUAUUUUUUUAAUAACCCAACCCUGAUCUGUACUUCUCCACAACUUUGUCACUGACCUGUUUGGAGAGCUCCUUGGUCUUCAUGGUGCCGCUUGCUUGGUGGUGCACCUUGCUUAGUGGUGUUGCAGACUCUGGGGCCUUUCAGAACUGGUGUAUUUAUACUGUGAUCAUGUGACAGAUCAUGUGACACUUAGAUUGCACACAAGUGGACUUUCAUUUCACUUCACCAAUUUGGACUAUUUUGUGUAUGUCCAUUACAUGAAAUCCAAAUAAAAAUCCAUUUAAAUCACAGGUGGUAAUGCAACAAAAUAGGAAAAACGCAAAGGGGGAUGAAUACUUUUGCAAGGCACUGCUAAUAACUACUGUCGAGUGGCUGUAUAUUUCCUAUCACGCACUGCAGGCAGAGUGUUGGUUUGUUGAAGGUUUAUCUCUAACAUUAGACUGAUGUAUCCUUUCCUCUCCUCUACAGGCUAACUGUGCUAAGAGCGCCAGUAAUGGCACUAGUGCUUCAGCGCACUCCUCCUCCUCCCGUAAACCAGGUGCCAUCAUCGAAAGCUUUGUCAACCACGCUCCUGGGGUCUUCUCAGGGACUUUUUCAGGUGAGUGAGGGCCAAUAGCAUUACACUAACACUAAGGCAUUAACUCGAAGACUAUGGCGUUGCACUCUAUCAGUGGCUCAGAUUACUACUGUGUCCUACUGGGCCUGGUCUGGGGGUGUUAUCUGGGGUUAGAUUGGAGCUGAGGGGAGUUGUAGUGGUUUGUAACACCCUCCAUUUCUCUCUCUCUCUCUCUCUCUCUCUCUCUCUCUCUCUCUCUCUCAUCUCCCUCUCUCUCUCUCUCCUUCUCUCUCCUCUCUCUCUACUCUCUCUCUCUCUCUUUUUUUCUCUGUCUGUUUCUCUCUCUCUCUCUCUCUCUUUUUCUCUCUCUCUUUUUCUCUCUCUCUCUCUCCCUCCUUCCCUCUCUCAGGCACUUUGCAUCCUAACUGUCAGGACAGCACUGGGCGGCCCAGGCGAGACAUCGGCACCAUCCUGCAGAUCCUCAAUGACCUCCUGAGUGCCACGCGCCACUACCAGGGCGUGCCCCCCUCCCUCACCCAGCUCCGCUACCAGACCCAGUGUGGCUCGCCCUCGCCCGCAUCCACGCCGCCCUCACCCCCUCCUUCGCCCCCAGCCACCACCGCUGGCAUCGCCGGCAUCUCUGCCAAAGCUACCUCGGUGCCUGCCAGAAGCCCCAUCUCACCACCCCUCCACCCGCUGGUGCAGUGCCAGAGUCAGAUCCGCAUGUGCAAGCCCCCUGGUGAGCAUUAAUAACAUCCCAUACACACACAUGCAUGCACACACACACACACACACACAGACAGCUGUGUUUUCACACACACACAGACACACACACACACACACACACAACAGGCCCUUCACUGUCUUUGAGCCCCUUGCAGCAGAGCAACAGAUGUUGUUGUUGUAGAUGAGAGUGAUAGAAACGACUCUAGUCAAGAGCUUGUGCAGGAAUUUAGAUGAGCCGCUUGUCUAUUGUAGAGCCCAUAAGAGGAUUCGUCAACAGCUUUGUUUCUGCGGUUGUGUUUCUAUUCAAAUGCUGUUCAACUUAUUAUACCCACAUGUUUUGCUGGACUCGAUAACACAAUUGGAUCAGAUGCCAGUUCUGAUAAACACAAUUAUGAUAAACAAGCUUUUUCUUUCAACUCUCAGAAUGACUUUUCAGAUCCUUGCUCAAAAGGAAAGAGAAAGAAAGGGAAUACAGAGGUUGGCAGAUGUUUUUGCGGGGGUUGGAAGGGCAGAGGAGAGGAGUAGGAGGGGGUGGAGAAGCUCCUCUAGGCCUGUUCCAGCAGACCCAGCUGCAGCAGAAGACCUGUCUUUGUUUUUGUCUCUGGGCUGAGAGGAUAGGUUUACCCCUUGCCAUAGGUUUACCCCUUGGAGGGCCGGACCGGGGAUUACUGCCCUCCACACAGAGGCUAUGACAGAUCCUCACCACUGAUAACAUUCACAGGCAUGUGUCAGGUAGUCUUAGUGCGGAAGCGCAUUGUCCCCACUCUGCUUGUUUAAACUUUGCAGAGGAAAUUGAACUGUUCUUCCAUGAGUCUGCUCUUGUUACAUGUUGAAUAGAGAUGGAUAGUGGAGUAGGAUCUCUGAAUGGCCCCGAUUAAAGUUUUAUGUGGUCUCUUUGUUUGAAAGAAAAACAUGAAUUCCAUUGUCCAUGGUAGAAAAGGACUGACAUCAGCACAUGUAUUGUAACUUGGCAUUGUUCACCGAACACCCAGGGAACUCUGCAGUACCCAGUGAGCCCUUUAAAAAAGUUCUGCACAGUUGAAUAAUACGUGCUUAUUUUCUUAACCCAGGAAGCCCCCUUCCCUCACCACUACUCCUCUUCCACUCCUCCACUCAGCCAUCAUCCCCUGCUUUUUCUCUCUUUCUUUGUUCCACUCUCCCCCCGUCUCUUCCGUGUAUGGGCCGUCCCACUGCUUCCUCAGUCGCUGUCCAAAACUAGCCUCAUCUAUAAAAUCCAUCUCUCUCUGGUCUCGUCCAGCCCUGGACACCAUCAAUGGCCGCUUGUGUUCACUCUGACUUUAAAUAGAUAGAUUUAUGCAAAACAUUUGAGUGCUGAAAGAAUGCGCAUUGUGUUUGUAGGGCAGUGGGAGGAAGAUAAAACAACACACACACUAAACCUCCUUUCAUAAGAUUGUUGUUUAUAUCCGGCCUCUGCUAACUGCCCACAGAUUAAUUUGUGCUUUCACUGAAAAAACAAAAAAGGGCUUAAUAAAUGCCUUUCGAGUCAGACUGGCGACCGGCUGAAUCCACUCACUUAUUAAUUAAUGAGCUGGGGCUUUUCUGUAUGGACUGAAGCUGUCUGUUUGUCUGUCUGGCUGGCUUUGUGACUUCGGAAUGCUUGGUGAGGAACAUUUUAGAAGGCAGAUGACUAAGUGUUCCGAUAAAACCCUGAGACGACGCUCUUAUCAGCCAACACCUGGUGAAAGACUUGACAGCUUAACUCUUCGUAGAAGCCCGCUUCCAUUGGACUACAGGAAUAACUUAUGCUUACUGCUUAGUACCUUCCCAGACCUUUAAUGUUUGUGUUACGUUACCUCAGGUUGAGACAGCCUCUUGAAAAUGUCACAUAGCUCUGCUAUAUCCAGAGAGCUUUUACCCUUUCCACUGCAAGUUCAUGUGCAGAGACAGGAGGAGAGAAGAGGGCUUUGAAUAAAGAGCUUCGGUCCAUCCGGAGAUAGCUGGAAAAGCUACCCUAGCGAACUAGCUAGAAAAGUCUGGUUUUGGUUGUGGGGUGGCAGCAUGGCUGAUUUUGGUGGUGGUGACUGCUGCGUGCAGGUCUUUCUUAGGCCCAGGGCCAGAGGCAGGGCCUGUGGCUAGGUUCUGAGGGGAGGGCUUUAGAAGGGGGUGUUAGGCUAAUUGUUAGCUGAAUUCCUGUGCUCAGUGGGACCCCUAGCCCCCUUCCCAGCCCAGUCCUUUGUCUGUCUGCUGUGACCCAGGCUCCAUACAGGGAGCCAGGCUUAGCCAUUGUAGGGCAGAGAAGAAGGGAGAGAGAAGGAAAGAGAAAAACAGGGAGGAAAAGAGGGAGUGAGGGAGCCCUCCAUACCUCAGGAUUAGACCUCGUUUUAAGACCCACUCCCUCUGCAGCUGCUUGGUUCAACAGAUAGGGAAAAAGGGAACAAAAUGAGUCCUGAAAAAAGGAAGGGAGGGGGUAUCUCUCCUCUCCUCCCCCUCCUGUUUCUUCCUCCUUCUCAUCUUCUCACUAUCUGUCAGGUCGGGUUAGUCUAGCUCUGGCUCUGGCUGAGGGAGGCAGGGUGGAGCUGUGUGUGCACGGAGAGAAAGAGAGCGAGAGAGAAGGAAAGAGAGAGAGCUAGCGAGAGAGGGAUUGGGUGGGAAUGGCUAAAUUCCUCUCCCAGCUUGUUUAAUCCAGCCCAGAGCAAAUGGCCUUUGCAGUGGGUGCAUUCUACUGGAAGACAAAUCUGUGUUGAAAUGUUAACGCUCUGUAGUCUGCCACUGCCUCGCGUUAGAGUUGUCAACAUGGCUAAUUCUGAACUGCUAGCUCUGUUCUACUGUGGAAUCUCUUCACCAGGUCCUCCCCUAUUCUUUAACCUUUGUCUCAGUCCUUUCUUCAUCUCUGGAUUAUGUCUGUCUCCUCUCCUCGUUUCUGACGUGUGUGUGUGGGUAUCAGUGUCGGCCUGACCAGGUGCCCUGAGCCCUCACCCUGCUGCCUCUGUCUGUCGUGCUUCAGCGUGGUUGACCCACCAAGCUAGGGCACCAGGGCACUAUGCAUAAUUCAUUGACCAGCAUCGCCUGGCUGUCAGCGAGCAUGUAAACAGCCACCUGGCCAGUGACACACACACACACACUGCUGAGCAACAGUAACCGAGCCGUCUAACCCCAUCCCCGGCCAAUCAGCCUCGACCUAUAACAGUGCCAGCUAACCAACCGCGUCAGGUGCCCUUUCAUUGGCUAACGACAAGAGAGCGAGAGAGGGAGAAAGAAAGAAGAUAAAAUGUUAAUUGCGUCUAAAAGUCAUUUAAGAGCUCGUGCCCCUGCAGGGCUGUCGAUGCCCUUUCAAUGCCUGUCAAAACGGGGACGUUCGCUCCCUUUGACUGGUCUGACUCCUUCAGUUUGGCCCUUUCUUUUCCUCUGGGUUUCCUCUACCUCUUCCUCUCUCUGUCUCUCUGUCUUCUUCCCUGGGCUCCAGAUGGCUAGGAUGGAUGGCAGAACAAAAGCAGGGCUGUGUGCUGUCUGUGUUCCCCAGCCCUGUUAGCCUCUGGGCUGUGCUCAGGGCCCAGGCCAAACAGGAAUGACAUGUGGCUGAGUUGGAUGAUGGGCCUGUAGCUGUAGUGAUGUAUGGAUGACUAGGAGAGUAGAGGAGCCCAGGGAGCAAGGCAAAGCCACAGAGGGUUGCCUAAGAGUGUCAGGUUAUUAUUGGGGAAUAAAUGGGAAUUGUGUGAAUGUAGUAUGUUUUCAGUGAACACGCAAAAUUAAGUAGAAUAGUUGGGGCUCCACCACUGGAUACAAGGAUCAGGUCCCAUUCAGCUACUGCAGAACGUGGUAGGAUUUACUACAAGUACUUAAAAAGCAAGGUUCUUCCUGUAUUUAAACCCAGGCUGUUUUUGCUGCAGUUUGAGCCUUCACCCACUCCACCUGAUCCGAUGGGGCCCAGUUUUUUCAGCUAUCAGAUAGGAUUACAUUCAUAGAAAUAAAAUGAAUAGAACAGGAGUCUCCAUUCAAGUCAAGGAUUCGUCCGUUCUAUUCAUUAUAUUUCUAUGCAUUUAAUCCUAUUGGAUAGGUGAAAUCCAGAUAGAUAACUUUUGAAAAAUUGGGCCCUGAUGCUCGGCAAAGAACACUCUCCUUCUAUAACAUCACAAGAAUUAUCAAGGCAAACAAACAAUCAACAACACUUGGACAACUGUUACUGAAGCGGAAUCUUUAAGGGAUCAAUAGGAGGAGAAGCUCCUUUAAUCUCCUCUGUAUCUGUCCUACCGCAGCCCUCCUCCUUCUCUCUGUCCCUCACUCCAUCCCUCCUUUCAUCCCCCUCUUUGGAUGGGCUCUAGAAGGCCAGGAGGCUGACUGACAUAUUGAUUGUUCAUAGACUAGCCUCUCUCUCUCUCUCUCUCUCUCUCUGUCUCUCUCUCUCUCUCUCUCUGUCUGUCUCUGUCUCUGUCUCUCUCUCUCUCUCGCGCUCUCUCUCUCUCUCUCUCUCGCGCAAAAUGGUGGUCAGUUGCUACUGCCACAGCCCAGCUGAGAUACCCCCCACCCCCAACCUGCAUGCAGUACUGUAUGUAAAGUAGCCUGUGUGUUUAUGGAGUGUAUGCAGUCAUUCUCGGAAACAGUAGAGGGUGCGGAGUGUUUGGUUUGGCUGGGUGGAGUUCUGGGAUUCCACAGGGGCUUUUGUGGUAAUCUCUUCAUCCUCCCCCCUCCAUACCACCCCUAGUACCACCCACACCCCUCCCAUGGGGUUUGUUUUGUUGUGCCCCUCUGUCCCUGCACCAUGUCGUACGUGGUCCUCUGUGGCCUGCCCUGGGGGGGGGGGGGGGGGGGGGGCUUGAGUGGGUUUUGUCCUCAUGGCUCAGUCAGCUACAGCUCUGUGUCUGUGGUGCACUCCUGUCAAUGCCUUAAGUCUCUGUAGGCUUUUUCUGGGCCUAUGAAAGCCCUGAGUGUGUACUGAGGACACACACAGCUCCGCUUCAAGGGGUGACGGGUAGAGACGAUGCAGUGCUGAUGGAGGAGCAGCACAGGGUGCAGGAGGGUUGCGUGACCAGAGAGAAAGAGAGGGAGGGAGGGAGGGAGGGAGGGAGGGAGGGAGGGAGGGAGGAGGAAAAAAGAGAGGGAGGGAAUGCCCUCUGUUGUAUGUUCCUUGUUCUCUCUGCUCCUGACCGGUCCCUUGCCUAAUAUUUGCAUGUGGUGGCUUCCAAGAAAAGAUGUGUAGUUACUUCCUCCUCCUCGGUGCUGAGUGCGUCAGAAGAGCAGUGUGUGUCAGGCCAUAGAGAAACCAACAAUAAGGAAGAUGUGAAGGGUUUCACCCUGCUAGUGAUUGUGCUAUGCCUUUGUGUUCUUUCUCCCUGCCCCCAUCCACCUCUAUCAUUCCCUCCCUCCCUCCCUCCCUCCUGUGUGUGUGUGUGUUCUAUAAUGAGUCCACGCCCCAGGCUCCAGUCACUCCUCAUUAAGCCGGGCUUGAGCUAUGUGACCCAUGCCUGACCAGCUUUGAGGUGCAGGAGACAACCCCACGUUUGUCUGUGGCUUUAGACUAGAGAGCGAGGGAGAGAGGGCAGCUGGAGAGGAGAGAAAGUAGAGGGCAUGUGGUGGGGUUUCUUUUCUGUGUAAUUGAAGGGAGCUCUGUAAUGACUUAGCCGAGGAGAGGGGAGGAGAGGAGGGAAGGGGGGCGCAGGGGGAACAAAGCCCCUGGCAGAAUGUAUAGCCGUCACAUGCAGGCAGCUGAACAAUGCCCCUAACACACAGGAACCCACUAGUUACCACCUAUAAUACACACCAGGCAGGAAAUAUAGUCCUGUGGCAUAGGACCUCAUGUAGACACAGUCUUAUCUAGUGAGGAAAACAUAGAAUAAGUUGUGCAAAAUAGACCUUGUUCUGUUUAAUGCAGUGCUGCUCCUCCAUUCAGCUCUAUUCUUCCUAAAGCACCAGCAGGGCUGAGAGUUAGUUAGCAUGCAUUGCCAGGAGUAGUGAAUAUUUAUAGCCAGAGAAUCGCUCUGCUCAAUCCGAUAAGCAAAUGAAGGGAAGAGGUAAAUUAAGCCCACACAGAGUCAGGAAUUCAUUCCGAUGGGGAAAGCGGAGGAGGAGGAGGAGGAGGAGGGAGGGCACAAUUGAUUAUGAAAAACUGCCAGCUACAUCUGAUCCCUUACCCUCGCCUCCCCCAUUCCCCAUCACCCGUGGGGCGGAAUUCCACAGCCCCGCCCCGCCCCUCCCCUCCACCCCUUCACCCCUCCGCCCCACCUAGCCCUCUCUGGGGAGACUGGCCCAUGAAGGGGGGUGGUGGGCUGGGGGUAGAGAGGUAGGGGGAGGCAGUGGGAUGGGGGCUGAGUCAAUGAGCUGGGAGCAGGAUGCUGCAGCCAUAAAGAAGAAGAAGAAGAAGAAGAAGAAGAAGAAGAAGAAGAAGAAGAAGAAGAAGAAGAAGAAGAAGAAGAAGAAGAAGAAGAAGAAGAAGAAGAGAGAAAAAAAAGUCAAGCUCUCUUCACUUACAAUUUCCAUUCGCUUGCAUUUUCUAUUGAAAGCCAAUAGCAGUGUCCUCGGCUGGAGAUGGAUGGCUGCACUAGAGCUAAGGUUUAAUCAAUAGGUAUUUUUAAUUUGCCAUCGAUCCAUGUUAAAAGCUACUGCUGCUGCGGCUGCUGUGUGUGUUAGUGUGUACGUACUUGUGUGUUUAUGUGUGUGUGUAUGCCUGUGUGUGUGUGACUGUGUGUGCGUGAGUGUGUCCUUGCAUGUGUGUGUGUGGAUGCGCUUUGUGUGUUUGUCCGUGUUUGUGUGUUUUCGAGAGAGAGGGCUUUGGGUUAUUGACAUUCUAGGCCAUUAUUUCAUUAUUUCAUUAUUUCAUUCCGAGACAGAUACUAAUGGAGCUAGCUAAUAGAUUGUCUUUGCCUUCCCUUCCCUAUAAAUGAAAUUAAGGUUGAGUUGGUUGGUGUGGGCAGGCAUUCACAAUGGAACCAAAGGCCUCUCCCUGGAGAUCAGCCUCUCCUAUAAGCACAUCAACAGCUAGAAAUUCACUUAGUCACACAGCUCUGACAAAGGCACUCAUUUGGAAUGCCAGUCGUAGUUAUGUGUCUGCAUAUGAUAGGCAGAAAUUAGAGGGUAUGUGCAGUAGUGUGUAUGUGUGCAAGAAUGAGUGUGUGUGUUCUCUCUGUGAUAGUAAGAUUUCAAGGAGUCUUCCCAAUCAUUUUCUCCCAAACAGUGAUAAGGGGAUUGUGAAGAAGGACACAGGGCUAAUAGAACACAGUGGGGUGUUUCACUACACACUCCAGAUACUAACACAAGUCUCUAUGUGCAGGAGUGUGUACGUGUUUAAUUAUACUUGUUUCCACAAGAAUUUGACCAACUGGGGACAUUUGGUUGGUCCCCACAAGUUCAAAUGCUAUUUCUAGGGGGUUUAGGGUUAAGGUUAGAAUGAGUGUUAGGGUUAGAAUUAGGUUUAGGGUUAGGGUUUGCAGCUAGGGUUAGGGUUAAGAGUUAGGUUUAGGGUUAGGGUUAAAGUUAGGUUUUCUGGUUAAGGUUAGGGUUAAGGUUAGGUUUAGGGUUAGGGGUUUGGGAAAAUAGGAUUUUGAAUGGGACUGAAUUGUAUGUCCCCACAAGGUUAGGUGUACAAGUGUGUGUGUGUGUGUGUGUCUCAGAGCCUUAAGAAUGAUCACAGCAGCAUGUUUUUUUGUCUCUCUCUGUCUGAGUCACAGCAUAGUAAUCACUCCAAUCUGAGUUUAUUUAUUCUCUGCCUGGCCGUAGAUAACACUGGAUGCACACUAAACACAUUGAACAGAGCUCUCUGUUCCCUCUCCCCUCCAUCACAUAUACAACCUCCCCUACCAAUGCUUUAUUUAUUUACUGUACUCUGUACGUCUUGCAAAGCAGGUUGUAUCAAAAGGUCAUGGAAAAAUAUGACUGUUUGAAAAAAGCUGGUUUGGUCUGUUAAUUGACCUUCUGUUUUCCUCUCCUCCCUCCUCCAGGUGACCGUGUGCGUCAGACAGAGAACCGUGCGACGCGCUGCAAGGUGGAGCGUCUGCAGCUCCUGAUGCAGCAGAAGCGCCUGCGCAGGAAGGCGAGGCGGGACUCCAGAGCGCCCUACCACUGGCUGCCCAACCGCAAGGCGGGACGCAGCAACAGCAACAGCAGCGUGUCCAGCGAGGGAUCCAUGGACCUUGACUUCGACGACUCUGUGUGGAAGCCCGACGUCAAGGCUGACAUGAAGUCAGAGUUCGUCAUGGCU
Coregonus sp. 'balchen' is the source of this 25881-nucleotide messenger RNA. The record is from the annotation of a GenBank genome assembly. Lineage: Eukaryota; Metazoa; Chordata; Actinopteri; Salmoniformes; Salmonidae.